AACGUCACAAACUCCCGCAUUUUCUGUUUUUGUUCUCGCCACGGUGCCAACGGAUUAUUUCUCGCGUCUGCUCCAGUUCGUUGCCGUGUUCGGGGCCUCAUUUGAAGAUCACACUACAGUCACUGGCGCUGACACCUCACCGCGUUGUCCCCGAAUUUCGGUAGGAAUUUCAAGAUUAUGCACAACACUCUACGUUCGCAGUAACUAGCUGUCAGGAAUUUCGCAACGUCAACUUCGCGAUGUGCUCAUCGGCGAUUUCUGCGAUGAAUGGCAUUCUCGCCAAACGUCUGCCGGCGUUCGCUGUGUCACGCCGCUGGUGUUCCGUAGCGCACACGCUUCGCGUCAAGCAGGAGAUCGAGGAAAAGCGGAAAGCGGCCCUGCUUGGCGGUGGACAGAAGCGAAUCGACACGCAGCAUAAGAAGGGAAAGCUGUCGGCGAGGGAGAGGCUGUCUGUCCUACUGGACCCUGGCACCUUUGUCGAGUAUGACAUGUUCAUGGAACACACAUGCUCGGACUUUGGCAUGGAAAAGCAAAAGUUCUCCGGAGACAGCGUUGUCACGGGUCAUGGCGAGAUACACGGCAGAAGAGUGUUUGUUUUUAGUCAGGACUUUACCGUGUUCGGGGGCAGUCUUUCCAGUGUACAUGCCAAGAAGAUAUGCAAGGUGAUGGACCAAGCGAUGCUGGUGGGUGCUCCAGUGAUUGGCCUCAAUGAUUCUGGGGGAGCGAGGAUCCAGGAAGGCGUGGAGUCCCUGGCGGGCUACGCGGACAUCUUCCAGCGCAACGUGCUCUCGUCUGGUGUGGUGCCCCAGGUGUCUGUGAUCAUGGGUCCCUGUGCAGGCGGUGCCGUCUACUCGCCCGCCAUCACAGACUUCAUCUUCAUGGUGAAGGACACUUCGUACCUCUUCAUCACGGGUCCGGAUGUCGUCAAGGCUGUGACCAACGAGGACGUCACCCAAGAGGAGCUGGGCGGGGCCAAGACUCACACGGUCACAUCGGGGGUGGCCCACAAGGCCUUCGAGAAUGACGUUCAUGCCCUGUUGCAGCUACGUCGCUUUUACGACUUCAUCCCCAUGAACAACAAGAGUGGCCCUCCGAUUCGCAAGUGUUACGACCCCUGGGACCGCCUGGUGCCCAGUCUAGACACGGUGGUUCCUCUGGACAGCAUGGCAGCCUACCACAUGCUGGACGUUAUCCUUGACGUGGUGGAUGACCGGGACUUCUUUGAGAUCAUGCCCAUGUAUGCCAAGAACCUGAUUGUGGGCUUCGCCAGGAUGAACGGCCAGACCGUGGGAGUGGUGGCCAACAACCCCAAGUCUGCAGCCGGUUGCCUGGACAUCAACUCAUCGGUGAAAGGUGCACGCUUUGUGCGCUUUUGUGAUUCCUUCAACAUCCCCAUCUUGACGUUUGUGGACGUGCCAGGCUUCCUUCCAGGGACCUCUCAAGAAUAUCAGGGAAUCAUCAGGCAUGGGGCCAAGCUCCUGUACGCUUACGCCGAGGCCACAGUGCCCAAGAUCACCGUCAUCACACGCAAGGCGUACGGCGGUGCGUACGACGUGAUGAGCUCCAAGCACCUGCGGGGCGACAUCAACUACGCAUGGCCCACGGCCGAGGUGGCGGUCAUGGGAGCCAAGGGGGCUGUCUCCAUCCUGUUCCGGGGCCAGAAGGACGUGGCCAAGUACGAGGACCAGUACAUCAGGAAGUUCGGCAACCCGUUUCCGGCGGCCAUCAGAGGUUUUGUGGAUGACAUAAUUGAGCCGCAUACGACGCGGAAGAAGCUCUGCAAGGAUCUGGAGCUCCUGCAAAGCAAGCAGCUCAAGAAUCCAAAGAAGAAGCAUGGCAACAUUCCUCUCUAAGGCUGGUCUUGAUUACAAGUUGCCAAUCCAUUUCCCAGCCAGCUUUCCGGCAAGCCUUGGGCACACAAGAACUUGUUUUUACAAAUUAUUUGUGAGAGUUGUGUCGAAGUUUUGUACCAUCAUUGCAUUCAUUAAUCUAGGUACAUAGUAUUCAUUUGUACCAGCUAAUCUGGAGAUACUGGAUUCUCCCAAGUUUCCACUCUCGAAUGUGCACCACAUAGGAGUGGCACCAAAUGGAUGAACACUUUCUAGAUGGUUGCUUGGCACAAGUAGGCUGGGAUUUUCCUGUUUUUUUGUUUCUUUACCUUUAUUUGUUACAGUGUGCUUGGUACGUGCAGCGUGGCUGACUAGGAGUUGUUUCAAGUAGAGCUGGAAUGAGAUUAAAUUACUAAAGCUCUAAAAAUAAGUUUAAUUUUCUACCGUUGGAACAAUCAAGUGUUUGCUAUGUUCCCCUUGCUUUGGCUAGUAUCAGCAUGGCACAUUUCAGUAGAUAAGCAGGCUGUUUUGAACCCUGAUGUGCACUAUGGGAUUUAGUUCCAUCAAGUAGUUACAGGCUCUAGUUUUGAGAAAAAUGGAUAUUUAAAAUAAUGUGUACACCAGCAUUUCACAAGAUGUUCCAGCCUUUCAUUGCGUCGGGUAUGAAUUCAGAAUGAUUCCCGGUGGUUUUUGUGCAUAGACGGGUCUGCAAGAGCCAUUUGCGUGAUAUGGAUUUUUGGCUUUGGUGCCUGUGAUAACUGUGAAUACCUCAGGACAUGUUUGUUGGUGAGGAAGCUCUCGCUGCGAGAGCAUUUACUCAAAGCAAUGCAUGGAGGUCUCGUGGAUCAAUCAAUGUGAUUAAUGGUAUUGUGGAUUGCUCAGCUUGGUCAUGGUCAUCUCCUGCGUGGUGCCAAUGGCUGGACCCCCAUUCUGAACUGAUGCUCUUUUUUCUGUUAUGUGCGUGGAAGUCUCGACUUAGCGUUUUUGUGCACAUGUCAAAGAAAGUAUACUGAAGGCCUGGCAUGUUUCCGAGAAUCACUUGCAUCUCAGUUUUUACACUAUGUUCAGAGACAUGUAGUGUUGCUAGGGCUGGGCAUCAAUUACAGAUUUGAUUCCUACUAAUCGGCACCCUUCGGUUGAUGCUUUUUUUUUGUGAUAAACGCUGCAACGUGCAUUAUAGUUGGGGACAAACUUGCACAGUUGAGUACAGUUGAAAGAUAUUCGCAGAUUACGGUAUUAUUCCGCCGGCUAGACAUUGCAGAAGGAUUUUUCUUGUCUUUUGGGACAUGGGCGAGUUGCCCCUUGCUACACUGGACAGGUGCUCAAGGAACAUUGAACUAGAAGAGACAUUUUUUUUCAUGACCGACACACUUCAGAGCCCAAGGAAGCCCUGCAUCAAAACUUCAGUCUGCCAUUUGUCAUGUCGGCUGUGGAACAGACACGCCCAGGCUUUUCCAUCGAGCUGUCUUGAGCGGCACGACGUGCCACGACGUGCGACUGGCCCAUUGUAAAAUUCAGCAGUUUUGAGGUAAUUGGCAGCGUCGCUGGUACUACCUUGAUGACGGAUCAUGAAAGAACUGUUUCCAAUUGUCGCCUUGAGCACCUCUGAGUGGCAGUCGUCGACGUCACAGGAGAGAGGGGAAAAGCCUUGAACCCCUUCAAGUAUAUCACUGACUGGGUGCACAGGUAGACUGGUGAAAAUGAGGCUGCGGGACUUUGUUCCUUUUGGGGAAUAUCCGCCUGCCGGCAACCUGCUGUCCUUGAGGAGUGCCCUCUCUGCUUUUGACGCUGUGCUGCUGUGUGUAGCGGUCGCCAAGAAAGCCAUAUAUCGUCUUUUCGGUAAUUGGACACAGCCUUCAUGCUGGAUCCAGGCCUGCCUUAACCACGAUUAAUGGUGUUAUUUGUGAGUUUCCUGCUAUCGAGUAGGAUAGUGUUGCAUUUUAGGAAUGAGCAAUGGCAGCAAAAAAAAAAUGUAAAAGGAAAAUUAAUUUUUUUUGUUUUGGUUUAGCCAGUUUUAAGUUCAACCGAUUAACCAGUUAAAAUAAUUGCGAUUAAAGCAUUUAUAGAUUAAUCGGAAGGUCAGUCGAUCAAUCGCCCGGCCCUAAAGUUGUACAACAGAUGUCUAUAGGAUCCUGCUUUCUUUAGAAAGCAUUGUUAGCAUUUAGCACUAAUUAAGGUAUGUUUUCAGAAUUCCAUGUCUUCCACAUAUACUAUUAUACUUCGUGUCACUAGUUGCGUAGAGUAGAGGAGAAGGCAACGCCGGGCAAGGAGAGAAAGGGCAAGCACCAAGAAAGCUGGGGAGGAGGAGAGAAUCCAUCUCUCCUCUCUAACAUUCCUAGUGCUUUCCCUUCCUCCCCUCGCCCUGCACUGCACUCCUCUCCCAUCCUGCCUUCCUAGUGCUCGCCCUUUCUCUUUUCGCCUGGCGUUGUCUUCGCCUGCACUGCACACAACUAGUGGAAUGGAGUAUAGAUAGUUUGAUUGGACCAUUUUUAGAGGUGUGUGAUAGCGGGCAACAAUAUUUUGGAUAUAAAGCGUUUCCUUGGUUA
Molecule: messenger RNA, 4375 nt
Organism: Ixodes scapularis (black-legged tick)
Lineage: Eukaryota; Metazoa; Arthropoda; Arachnida; Ixodida; Ixodidae
Product: propionyl-CoA carboxylase beta chain, mitochondrial
Exons: 14
Coding region: 240-1853 (537 amino acids)
Cellular component (GO): mitochondrion
Molecular function (GO): propionyl-CoA carboxylase activity
Source: RefSeq, a predicted model, not a curated record